AUGAGCUCGAACAAACUGGGCGAGCUAAUUGCGAGCAAAUGGCGUGGACUGGCUUCAAAGGAAAGUAGGAGAAAGAAAAGCAAAGGCCAUUUCGUCUUCUACGCUAAAGGAGGCAAGCGAUUCCUAGUGCCCCUUAAGUAUUUAGACCACCCAAUCUUUAGAGUUCUUCUGGAGGUUGCAGAGGAAGAGUUCGGCAACGUGGCUUGCGGGCCGCUGCGGGUUCCCUGUGAGGAGGAGCUGAUAGAUCACCUUGUUUCGCUUAUUGAGUAG
Dendrobium catenatum is the source of this 270-nucleotide messenger RNA. Its product is annotated as auxin-responsive protein SAUR66-like. The coding region runs from base 1 to 270 and encodes 89 amino acids. Gene Ontology annotation, biological process: response to auxin. Lineage: Eukaryota; Viridiplantae; Streptophyta; Magnoliopsida; Asparagales; Orchidaceae. The record is from RefSeq and is a predicted model, not a curated record. The transcript has a single exon.